This is a messenger RNA of Trichobilharzia regenti, 327 nucleotides long. Lineage: Eukaryota; Metazoa; Platyhelminthes; Trematoda; Strigeidida; Schistosomatidae. The record is from the annotation of a GenBank genome assembly.
AUGUCAUCAACCUCAUCAACAACGUCGACGUCCACGCCUGCCGCAGAUAUGAUUCAAGCAAUGGUUGCAGCGUUCAGAAUUGCAUUGAUGACGUCGAAUACACUUUCAUCGUCCUCCAGUAAUAAAUCUCAAGUUAAAUUCCCUGCACCAGAAAAGUUUGUUCCAGGGGAACCAUUCACAUUGUGGGAGGAUCAGUGCCGUCGCUACAUACAGCAAUUUGAUGAAGAACAAAGAGCUAGUGCUAUCAUUUGUUUAUUGUUGAUACCUGCGUUGAAACGCCUCAAGCUAGCUGGCGUUGACACAGAACAGACGAUGGGAGUGGAGUAA